Messenger RNA from Pogoniulus pusillus (Red-fronted tinkerbird), 994 nucleotides. It is a transcript of the gene ERG28, whose product is annotated as ergosterol biosynthesis 28 homolog. The coding region runs from base 108 to 977 and encodes 289 amino acids. The record is from RefSeq and is a predicted model, not a curated record. Gene Ontology annotation, cellular component: membrane; endoplasmic reticulum. The transcript has 4 exons. Lineage: Eukaryota; Metazoa; Chordata; Aves; Piciformes; Lybiidae. Gene Ontology annotation, molecular function: protein-macromolecule adaptor activity.
GAGGGGCCUCGGGGAGAGCGCGUCGGGGUACGGGCGACGUCAGGUGUCGGCUGCGGCCCGAUCCGGUCCUUGCGGGCAGGUUUCGUGCCGGCAGAGCGGUGGGGAAGAUGAGCCGAUUCCUGAACGUGCUGCGCAGCUGGCUGGUGAUGGUGUCAGUCAUCGCCGCCGGGAACACUCUGCAGAGCUUCCGUGACCACAGCUUCCUCUCGGAAAAGCUGUACACCGCCAGCCCCGGGCUCGUGAACGGGCUUCAGGCGCGGACCUUCGGUGUCUGGACCCUGCUGUCAUCAGUGAUCCGCUGUCUCUGCGCCAUCGACAUCCGCAACAGGACGUAUGUAGAGAAGCACUGGAGAAAUCCUUUGCCUCUAUUACCUGACGCUCUUCACCUUCUUUUUGGCCCUUAUUCACUUUCUCUCCGAGGUCUUCAUUUACCACACUGCAGCCUUGACAAUUGGAGUUAUGGCACCCCUCAUGGUAGCAAGUUUCUCCAUCUUGGGAAUGUUGAUUGGGCUGCAGUAUCUGGAGGUAGAAGCACUGUCACAAAACAAGAAGAAAAACUGAAACCAAGGCCCUUUGUAGGUCAGCAUUGUCUGAUUUUACUACCAGACAUCCAUGAAAUCUCAGCUGAACUUCUCCAGAACACCAGUCUCACUGAUGUAUCAGUGUUGGACUCUUUCAAUCAUUCUUCAUUACCAAGUGUUGAUUCUUGUCCAAGCAAUAUUUCAACAGACCGAUGUCAAAGACCAAGUCCCAGAGGAGUCUGUGUCAAAGCUUGUGGAGGAGAGCAGUUUGGUGGCUGGAGGAGAGGAGGCACUGUCCUGGGCAUGCCCAGUGCAUUGAUUCCCGAUGUACUUGUCAGGAGAUGCCGUAGAGCUACCCAGGAUCCACUGAACACUUUGGACCAGAAAGAGAGCAUGUGCUGCCCCUGGCACUACUCUGUAACUUGCAUGUGUGUGUUCUUCAGGGGCCAUUUCUAAUAAAUGACAGAAAUCUG